AGAAGCAACAAAGAUACAGUUUCACUCCAAUUAGAAGUCCCUGCAGUCACAAAAAAGCUUCGCUCGGUUAGUUACAUCAAUUCGAUCAAGUGCUCUCCUUCUUGAUAGCGGUACGGUGGUUCUACCGUGAUCUCGGCUAUAUACUUUUUGGCAGAGCCGUCUCGCCGUCCAUUCCUCUUCUACACCGCUCGCCGCCAUUCCGGAUUCCUCAAGCACAGAAGCUACAGUCAGGUGUAGCAUAGCGGUUAACAGGUCUAAUGCAAAGCUGUUGAAACAGAAUGCCACAAAGCUCGAUCACAUACGAUAGUUUGCAAUAUGUAUGGCACGAUGAGUAAUACAGUCAUCAAAAAGCAGCAAACAUAAGUAUGAUUGCAAUCUUACCGACUACAAAUACUCAACGUUUCUACAGUAUGUCGGAGAACAAAUAUUACUUCCAAAUCUCAAUUUCAGGGUUCUAAUUGGAAAACACAUUCGAUGAGGAAAUUGACAAAAUCCACCAUUAUAAUAGGCAAAAGAUCAUUUCCCUUAGGUGAAAUUGUGCAGAAUGCCGACUCCAAUAAUGAAGAUUCUAAUCUUGGCAUUGCUAACAGGAUUCACACUGGUCCUAAAAGACCAAGAGCAAUGGGAACCGAAAAUGAACCAAAUGCCAUUUUCCCUCUUGACUUGAAUAAAAGUUCUUCUUUGUGUUCGAAUAGAGCACCAUUGCAAAAUAUAACGAACGUCCCGUCGAGAACACUUACUAUUGGUAAAAGUUUUGGAGGGACAACUUCUCUAUCUUACACUCCUUAUCAUACUGAAACAUCACGAAAAAGAGAUAUGUCUGAGGCCCGUACUACAUUCACUUCUGAACAAAUUGAAUUAUUGGACGUUGGCGAUGUCAAUGGAACAUAUUAUGAAGUAGAUAAAAAUACUGAAGGAGAUAGGUGCACAGAGAUACCUGAUACAUUUUCAGAUGAUGAUGGGAUCGCAUUUGAUGUGGAAGACUCAUCAUAUGCAUUUAAUUCGUAUGAAGAUUAUUUAGAUCUGGGUGACAGUACUUACACAUGGAAAGAGUUAAAAGACAUGGAAAGCAAAAACCAAAGUUCUCAAUGUGUUGCAAUCAAGGAGAUGUUGUACUCCCCAAGAUGCAAACACCCCCACAGUUGUUAGGGGCUUUGAUAUUUGGCACAGAUGAGCGUAGUGGACAUUUCCUUAAAAAUAUACGUUCAUAUAAUUCUAUGUUUUCGUUUACUUCAAUGUGCGGAAAAACUGAUGGAAGCAUAAAUAGUGGCACUUCACCUAAGUUUCUACAGAUGUACUUAUCUGAUCCAGCUGAAGAGAUUGCACACAGAAUAAACGCUGUGAGGAAUGAGGAUGAUACCUCCUUGCAAUCUUCAUUGGUGCAAGACUUGAAAGAAAUGCUUGACACAUACAAUGUGCAUGCAAAAUCAUUCAGAAUGGCGAGAGAUCGAUUUAAUGAGUCUAAUUCCAUCACAUUGAAAAUGAAACUCAUCGACAAAAGGCACUCAGAAGGCCGCACUUACAACAUGCCAAGUGUCAAUGAAGUUGCAGCGCUAAUUGAAGGUGAUUUUGAUGUAAACAAAAAAGAAAGAGAUGUGCUUCUUCAAACAAAGACAGGUGCUCUACAAAUUAUUUCUGAAUUGAACCCAUCUUUCUUGGGUUUGCAAUACCCACUUUUAUUUCCAUAUGGCCAAGAUGGGUUUAGAGAAGAUGUGUCGUUGACGCGUGCAAUAAAUAGCGAGAGCGAGAGUGGGAGGAGGCGUGUCACCAUAAAAGAUUUCUUUUCAUACAGAUUGCAGGAGAGGACUGAUGAAUCACCUUAUCUAUUGAGAUCAAAGAGAUUGUUUCAACAAUUCAUUGUUGAUGGGUAUACAAUGGUUGAAUCAUCACGAUUGCAGUACAUCCGUCUCCACCAGAAACAGUUAAGAAGUGACUUAUAUAGUGGCUUAGCAGACGCUGUUGGAAGGGGAGAAACGGAUGCAUCUAGAGUCGACCAAUUAAUUGUUUUGCCAAAUUCCUUCACAGGUAGUGCACGCUAUAUGUUGCAAAAUUACCAAGAUGCAAUGGCUAUAUGUAAAUGGGCGGGGUACCCACAACUAUUCAUCACAUUUACAUGUAAUCCGAAAUGGCCGGAGAUUAUUCGCUAUGUUGAUGACAAGGGAUUGGAUCCAAAUGACCGACCGGAUAUCCUUUCCAGGGUUUUUAAGCUAAAACUCGAACUUCUCAUCAAGGAUCUGAAGGAAAAUAAGUUAUUUGGUGAUGUCAAAGCAGUUGUCUACACUGUGGAGUUUCAGAAACGUGGAUUACCACAUGCGCACAUUGUAUUGUGGCUUUCGAUGACAGAGCGCAAUGCAAACCCAUCGGUGAUGAUCGAUAGAAUUAUUUCAGCAGAGAUCCCAGAUGAAUAUGUUGACCCUGUGUAUUACAAUGCAGUUAAAGAAUUGAUGAUCCACGGUCCAUGUGGCCCUAUGAAUGCAUCUGCACCAUGCCACAGAAAAAGGCCGGUGCACAAAGCACUUUCCAAAGAGAUUUGUCGUUCGCACGACAAUGGAUAAGCAAGGUUAUCCGAUUUACAGACGCAGAGACAACGGCAGGUAUGUUACUAAGAAUACCCACGAUCUCGAUAAUAGAUAUGUCAUGCCACACAACCGUGGCUUAUUGUUGAAGUAUAGUGCUCACAUUAAUGUCGAGUGGUGUAACCAAACACGGGCAGUUAAGUACUUAUUUAAGUACAUCAAUAAGGGUGACGAUCGGAUAACCGUUGAGUUCUCAGAAGCUAUAGAUAACUCUACUCCAAAAAUAAUAGAUGAGAUUAAGAUGUACUAUGACUGUCGGUAUAUAUCCGCAUGUGAGGCUGCUUGGAGAAUUUUCGGAUUCCAUAUUCAUUAUCGAGAUGUACCAGUUGAGCGUCUCACUUUUCAUCUUCCUGAUGCACAGAACGUAUACUACAAUCCCAAUGCAUCUAUAAGCUCAGUACUGAAUAAACCAACAAUCAACUCCACAAAAUUCACGGCUUGGAUGAAAGCAAAUCAAGUGUAUCCUACUGCCAAAGAGCUGACGUAUGUUGAGUUUCCAAGCAAAUUCAGGUGGAAGAAAAAUACCAUGGAAUGGGUAGAAAGGAAGAGAGGAUUUGCUAUUGGACGCAUUUAUUAUGUACGACCUGGAGCAGGGGAGAAGUACUACCUACGAAUAUUGUUGAAUAUUGUGAAGGGAGCAACCAGCUUUGAGGAGUUGAGGACUUAUGAAGGGAUCGUAUAUCCUACAUUUAGAGACGCGUGCCACGCGCGUGGUUUACUUAAAGAUGACAAGGAGUUUAUUGAUGGCAUUACAGAUGCGAGCUUCUGGUCUUCUUCACGGUCACUUCGCAUUGUAUUUGCUACUCUACUGGUUUCAAAUGAGUUUUCGAAGCCAGGCUUAGUGUGGCAAAAGUGUUGGGAGUUUUUCUCUGAUGACAUACUAUACAAUAUUCGCAAGAAUACGGGUAAUCCGGAUUUUGAACUGGAUAAAGAGAAAAUUGAAAAGUACUGUUUGUUGGAGAUUCAGAAGCUCUUGCAGUCGAGAGGUAGAUCACUACGUGAUUUUGCUGGCAUACCCUUGCUACCUGAUGAUGAAAUGCCCUCGCUUGAAGAAGUUCUCAUUCAUGAAGAGCUGCGGUAUAAUAAAUCGUAUCUGAUUGAGGAGCAUGCAAAGUUGUUGGCCAAGAUGACAGAUGAACAACGUGUUGUGUAUGAUAGGAUAAUGGAAUCUGUAGAUAGUAGAAACGGGAAAUUCUACUUUUUAUAUGGCCACGGAGGAACUGGGAAAACAUAUCUAUGGAGGACUUUGUCUGCAAUUGUGAGAUCUCGCGGUGAUAUAGUUCUUAACGUGGCUUCAAGUGGUAUAGCAUCGCUUCUCUUGCCUGGAGGAAGAACCGCACAUUCGAGGUUUGCGAUUCCACUUAGUGUUGUAGAAGACUCCACGUGCAACAUAAAACAUGGUAGUCCGUUGGCCAAGCUGAUAGAGUUAUCUAAGUUAAUUAUAUGGGAUGAAGCACCUAUGACGCACCGACACUGUUUUGAAGCUCUUGAUCGGAGUAUGAGAGACGUGCUUCGUUACUCCAGCCACUGUGACACUACCUUGCCUUUUGGUGGGAAGACGAUUGUAUUUGGUGGUGAUUUUAGGCAAAUUCUUCCUGUGAUACCAAAAGGCACGAGACAAGAUAUUGUGCACGCCGCAUUGAACAGUUCAUUCUUGUGGUCACAUUGUACUGUAGUGAGGCUUACUAAAAACAUGAGGCUAGCAAGGAUGCUCGGCCAGCCGGAUGGACCAACUAUCCAAUCUUUUGCAGAGUGGAUUUUGAAGAUUGGUGACAGAGCUUUUGCUGAAAAUCAAGACGGAGAAUCACUAAUUGAAAUACCAGACGAUAUGAUUGCUCCAAUGACGUCUGAUCCUGUUGAAUCUAUAGUUCAAGCUAUUUAUCCAGAUUUCUUAACCCAGGGUGAUCCGAUUAAUUAUCUUUAUUCCAGGGCUAUUCUUGCUCCAACCAUAGAUGAGGUUGAUAAGGUCAACGAUUACAUGUUGAGCCAGAUAGAUUCAGAGUUAAAGACAUACCUAAGUUCAGAUUCAGUUUCUUCAUCUGACUCAGAUAGUAAUGAUCUCUUGCAUGAGAUACAUUCUCCUGAAUUUCUUAAUAGCAUCAAAUGUGCUGGCUUGCCGAGUCAUGAGCUCAAGCUGAAAGUUGGAGUUCCUGUGAUGCUUAUGAGGAAUAUCGAUCAUUCAUCUGGAUUGUGCAACGGCACACGACUUCUGGUCACUAAACUUGGAACUCAUAUUAUUGAGGCUCAGAUGAUGCACGGAGAAAAUGCCGGCGAAAAAUUUCUUAUUCCCCGCCUUACUUUGACACCAUCGGACAUUAGUCUCCCGUUCACUUUUCAGCGUAGGCAAUUUCCGUUAAUGGUUAGCUAUGCAAUGACCAUCAACAAGAGCCAGGGACAGUCAUUGGAAAAGGUUGGCAUCUUCCUCCGUCGUCCUAUUUUUACGCAUGGACAGUUGUACGUGGCUGUCUCGAUAGUAACAAGUCCGUCUGGGUUAAAGUUUGUUAUAUGUGACGAAGAAGGGAAACCAAAGAAGUCAGCGUUGAAUGUAGUAUACAAAGAAGUUUAUACUAAUUUGUAGUUCCCUUUCUUUACAUGCAUACAUCCAUACUCAUUGCUAGCAUAUCACUUCAUGAUAUGUACUUAACUUU
Cuscuta europaea is the source of this 5224-nucleotide messenger RNA. Lineage: Eukaryota; Viridiplantae; Streptophyta; Magnoliopsida; Solanales; Convolvulaceae. The record is from the annotation of a GenBank genome assembly.